Molecule: messenger RNA, 2170 nt
Organism: Xyrauchen texanus (razorback sucker)
Lineage: Eukaryota; Metazoa; Chordata; Actinopteri; Cypriniformes; Catostomidae
Product: gamma-glutamylaminecyclotransferase B-like
Exons: 2
Coding region: 187-663 (158 amino acids)
Molecular function (GO): gamma-glutamylaminecyclotransferase activity
Source: RefSeq, a predicted model, not a curated record
UAUUAUUAUUUCUGACUGUGAUGAAGAUGAAUGUUCGACCAAAAGUCCAAAUGUCAAACCCGCGUCUCUGAAACGUCAAACCAUCAAACUCGCAGUCCGAAGGUCAAAAGUCCUUCGUGUUGUACUGUCGAUUAAGAAACUUCUCAUAAGAUCGGCCAUUGUUGGUGUUCUGUUAUAACGAUUAAGAUGACUCAAGUCUUUGUGUACGGCACACUGAAGAGUGGCCAACCCAACUACCACAGGAUGCUCGAUGCUGCCAAUGGUAAAGUGGAAUUCCUCGCACAAGCUCGCACAGUGGACUCAUACCCAUUAGUGAUCGCCACUCAAUACAACAUCCCCUUUUUGCUAAACGUCCCUGGGAAAGGUCACCAUGUCCGAGGGGAGAUUUAUAGUGUAGAUGAGAAGAUGCUGAAGUUUUUGGACUGGUUUGAAGGUUGUCCACACAUGUACCAGCGGACACUGGUCAAACUGGAGGUGGAGGAAUGGGUCGGUGAAGGUGAAAACAACCCAAAGUCUGGAAGCAUCGUCGAGACGUUUGUGUACAGCACAACUACUUACAAGCCAGAGUGGCUCCAGAACCCAACAUAUGAGAACUACGAUUCUUAUGGUGACCACGGACUGGAAUAUGCAUAUCAAGAAGAUAGAUGCCCCGAAUUAGAUUAAGCAAUCCAUGUAAACUCUUGAUAAUUCUUAUGAGAUGGCCUUUUCUCAUACAAAAGGGUACAACUUUUAUUCCCAUAGAGAAUGAUCAAUCAAUAAACAGAAUUUCUAAUCAAUACAAUAGCUACAGGCAUCACAUUUUAGUUGGCCUAAUAUCCAACACUUUAAGUAAUGCAGUGUUUCCCAUUAAUUACCCACCACAAUCUAAUUUGUCCUGCCACAGUUUUAUAAUUAAACAAAAAUAUUUUUUUACACUUCUCAUAAUAACAUAAAAGAUCUCUAAAGUUGUGUUUUGCGGCGUUGCUUCAGCAAAGCAUCUCUCACUCCCAGUCAGUCAGCACUGACUGACUGACCCCCUGCUCGCGCAUGCUCUGUAACAUUACUGGAACCAAAUAUCUAACAUUAACGUUAUCACCAGUGGCUUAAUUCUUGUCUGGGGCAAGUGGAUUUUUGAUGGGGAAUUUUUACUUGCCUGACCGGACAAGCAGACUGAUUAAAACAUCAAUAACAAAAAAAUAACCAGCUAUAUUUGUGAUAGCCUACAGGCCUGUGUCACUUAUUAGAAAGUUCAUAUUCUUAUUCUGCUGUUGAAAGUAAUCCAGAGCACUUAAUUUUAUAAUUAGCUAGCGAUCUAGUAACAGCUGCACCCUUUUUGAUUGACAGGUGGUGUAUGUGUGUGCUGAACAUGCAUGUUUCGAAAAUGCUUGCGCUAAUGCGCACAUGGACGGUUAAAUACUUAUAAAAAAAUCUGCCAAAAUUACAGUCUUGGUGAAGUAUACAAGAGAGUGAUGUCAAAAGUGAACGUAAACAGCUGAGAAAAAAGCAGAUUUGUAUUCAAAUAUCGGACUUGUAAGUGUAAAUGUAAGUUAAUAGACCUGCUGCUGUCUAAUGUGUCAUUAUAAUAAUCAAACAAACAUAAGAAAAUGAGAAAGCAGUCACUACUUUUGACUGGGUAGCUCUAAAAAGUAUUAAUGUAUAAUCAUACAGUAAAGACAGUAGUUUUAAAGUAGUAGUUUUAUGCUGUAUUUCAUUUAGAAUUUGUACAUGAAUGCUUGAUAGCCUACUGCUGUUAAACACUUUUAAAGCUGUUAAAAAGCACUGAAUUUUCUGAAUUUGUAUUUUUUGUUCUAUUAUUUCGAAUCAGUUUUUUAUUGUUUUUUUAUUACUGACUGUUUACUAGUCUUGAAUAAUUACUUCAGAAAUUGAAACCAUUCUUCCAUAAUUAAUAUAUUAGUUAGUGUUAUUAUUUGUUGUGGUUUUGAAGCUACACUUGAGUCAUCAGUCAUAGUUUUAGAAAAAUAUUCAACAUGGUUUUGACAUGUUACUUGAGCAUGCAAUUUAAAUGUCCUUUUUUCUCUCCUGACAAGUAACUUUUACUCAGACAAGUGUAUGACCAAUUUACUUGUACGAAGGACAAGCACAUGACAAUGCAUAAUGUCGAGCCCUGGCUCAAAUGUAUGCUCUUGUCGAUAAAAUUUUUUGACCAUUUGUAAACUACAUUAAACUCUGU